CCCAGUGAGCGCACGCAUAAUGCGCCUGCGCUGUCGAUGAAUCUUCGAUCUCUUGCGCGCAACCUCUACCAGAGGACCCACUACAAACUACCAUCGAUUCUCCACAACGAUAGCUUCAAUCACUUUCUCGAACAGCGAGGCUAGACUUCUCGCCGCCUAUUUCGCCAGGGUCGGCGUAAGCUAUAUCAGGAGACUUCGUAAGUACGACUAUCGGUCUGACGCUCUUUAGGUCGAACCCCGUGGCAACACGCAGCUCUGGACGGGUGUGGGUCGCACUGCUGGUGGUAUUAGCGGUGGUCGUAAUGGUCAUACCGCCUACGACGACAUCAUUCGCAUCAAGAGGAAGGCAGAGAGUGUCGCUGUCCCUGCUGCUGCCACUAGCACCGGCCCCCCUGCUCCUGCUACUGCUCCUCCCGCCGCUCUCGCUCCUGCUCCUGCCACCACCUCCACCCCUCUCUCCCGCCCCAAGAUCAGGAUCCUGCCUCCUAGACCCCAGGCCCCUGUCGUUGUCGCCGCCGCCGCCACUCCCAACGAGGAGAGCGAGGAGGAAGAGAAGGCUCGCAAGGUCGACUUGCUCCUCGACGCCGCCGGCAUCAAUGCCGAAGACUCUGACGCCUAAAUGGCGUCUUAUUGCUCUGGCCCCCUGGCCCCCUGGCUGCUAUAGAAUCAGUCAGGCUAGAAUAAUGAAGACUCGUUUCCCGCUUUCACUACAUCUUUACUACUGCACGUGACCUUCGACUAUUGCACGUGAUGUACUCUUGCUAUAAGAUGUUGUUUUGUAUUAUCUACCCACUGUGUGUAUAUCG
Molecule: messenger RNA, 806 nt
Organism: Aureobasidium subglaciale EXF-2481
Lineage: Eukaryota; Fungi; Ascomycota; Dothideomycetes; Dothideales; Saccotheciaceae
Exons: 4
Coding region: 303-731 (142 amino acids)
Source: RefSeq, a predicted model, not a curated record